Molecule: messenger RNA, 6409 nt
Organism: Solenopsis invicta (red fire ant)
Lineage: Eukaryota; Metazoa; Arthropoda; Insecta; Hymenoptera; Formicidae
Gene: syd
Product: JNK-interacting protein 3
Exons: 20
Coding region: 1134-4850 (1238 amino acids)
Biological process (GO): vesicle-mediated transport
Cellular component (GO): cytoplasm
Molecular function (GO): kinesin binding; signaling receptor complex adaptor activity; MAP kinase scaffold activity
Source: RefSeq, a predicted model, not a curated record
GAUCGCUCAGUCGCGCACGUAGACUCGUGCGUCGGUCGAUGGUCUACGAUAAAGCGCUAUCAGCCGCCUAUGCUCCAAGACCGAACGCGAUGGUAGUAGUCACCGAAUGACGCCACGACGGCCACCUAACGGAAGUGAACCGAGUGUAAACCGAAGGCAACGUUGUCGUAAACGGGGAUGUCGCGCAUCUAUUUCCGAACACGUUGUAAUCGGGGUCGAAGGGGACUGUGGAUCCUGUGGAUCACUGACUGGUGCAAAGUGGCCAGGAUGAUCCGUGCGGUGUGAGGGCUAGUCGUGUCGUCGUUAAUUGGCAGUUGCACUCCUAAUUUCGUGUGAUUACUAAUUACGCGGACAUAACGAGAAAGACAAGAGCAGAUAGAGACAGACGGACCUCGAACGAGUGUCAGGAGGCUCAUCUCGUCCGUCGCGUCGCGCAACUGUCACGAGUGUCACCAAGUACCGAGCGCUUGCAAAGGACUCGAGCAAGGAAAAGAAAAGAAGCGGCAGUGGUUGCGAAACGUCACGCGCGAUCGUUGGCAAUCUGUGAUCCCUCGUCCAUCCAUUCGUCCAUCCAUACGUGCGUGCGUGCGUGCGCGCGUACGGCUCGUCGCGAGUGGCGCACGAGGUGGACGAGGUGAGUCCACGACCGUCCACGAUAGCAAAAGAGAGAAAGAGACGGUGACGCGCAGAUAAUGCGAUGAGACAACGCGCGUCAAGCCGCCGUCCGUCGAUCCUCACGCAGCGAAACGGCAGCACGAGACUGCUCGAGCGCGUUUACCCGCGUUCCCUGUGCUAUACCCCGGACGACGGUAUCGCACGCAGGAGGUUAUAAGCGCGAGUUAUGCGCCUGACGUCCGGCCCGUCGACGAACGACGAUUGCGGUGGACCGUUACACGAGCCACCUUCCACAGGUCCGGCGAAUGGACGACCCGCCGACCAACGCGCUUCUUCAUGAUCCACACUCGAAGACGCGCAUCUCUUUGCGCUCUUUAACGCCUCCGACGACGUCCCGUAGCCUGCCGUAGCCCGAGAUCCGUUUAACUGGCUGUGAAAAGUGCAACGUAUCGAGUCCAAAGAAUAUAUAGAUAGAUAUAUAUAUAUAUAUAAUAUACAUAUAUAAAACACUGGUCAAAAUGGAUCAAGAAACGGUGUACGGCACGCACGAAGAUAGCCAUGUUGUCAUGUCGGAAAAAGUACAGUCUUUGGCAGGCAGCAUCUAUCAAGAGUUUGAGAAGAUGAUAGCGAGAUACGAUGAGGAUGUAGUGAAAGACUUGAUGCCUCUACUAGUCAAUGUAUUAGAAUGUCUUGAUAUAUCAUAUACCGAGAAUCAAGAACGUGAGGUCGAACUAGAGCUAUUAAGAGAAGACAAUGAGCAGCUUGUCACACAGUACGAAAGAGAGAAGCAAUUGAGAAAAGCAUCAGAUCAGAAACUUCUCGAAUUGGAAGAUGUUUCCGAGGAUGAAAGGAAGGAGCUUCUAUCAAAAAUUGAUAGCUUGGAAUCUAUCGUAAGAAUGCUGGAACUGAAGACAAAGAACUCUCAUGAUCACGUUGGUCGGCUUGAGGAGAAGGAAGCUGAAUUGAAACGCGAGUAUUCUCGGUUGCACGACAGAUAUACAGAAUUAUUCAAGACUCAUGUCGAUUACAUGGAGAGGACUAAAAUGCUGGUUGGUAGUACAGAAAGAUUGGAGAGUGUAUCUGCUAGCCGUGCGCCAUCACGGUUACCUUCCCUUGGACUUGCUCAUAUGUCACGCAGUUCUGGGCCGCUUAGUUAUGGCUUCCAAAGUUUGGAAGCUAGCAUAAACGCCGAAGAUGUUCAAGAGGAUAUUGUACCAAAUAUCGUCAACUUGAGAACUGAAAUGUUGGAUAGUAGCAGCGAAGCCGCUAUCGAAACAUCUGACAAAAGCCAACUAACCGAUCAACCACUACAAGAGAAUAAGACUACAGCUAUAUCUAGACGUAUGUUGUAUGAAAGUCCGGAAACGGAAGUACCGCCAACUUUAAUAACGCCGACAACACCGACCACGGGUAUAGAGAAGUUAGCGACUACACCAGGAGGUAGAAGCAGGACCGAAAGAGAGCAACGAAGUGGCAAUACGUUGUAUCAGGAGCUAAGUUUUCAAGAUGCUGAUGCUCUGGGUGAAAUGGACGAGGGUGCAGAUAUUACUGGAAGUUUAGUACAUCCUGGAGAAUACGCUUCGUCAGUGAAUGACAACUUCUUUGGUAUGGGAAAAGAAGUAGAAAAUCUUAUUAUGGAGAACAAUGAAUUGCUAGCAACAAAAAAUGCGCUUAAUGUUGUCAAGGAUGAUCUAAUUGUUAAAGUGGAUGAAUUGACGAGUGAGCAAGAAAUAUUACGAGAAGAGGUUCGAGGUUUACAGCAAGCACGUGAACGAUUGCGGCAACGAAUUGCUGCCCUUGAAGAAGAACUGAAGAAAGUCAAAGAAGAAGCAGAAGCGGCAGCAAAAGCCACAAAGAGUGAUGACGAGGAGGAUGUGCCUCUAUCUCAGAGGAAACGAUUUACACGUGUGGAGAUGGCAAGGGUGCUCAUGGAACGAAAUCAGUAUAAGGAACGGUUUAUGGAGCUCCAAGAGGCCGUCAGGUGGACAGAGAUGAUAAGAGCCAGCAAGACCGAUCCUUCCAGCAUCUCAGGUGGAAAGGGUUCAGUGUGGAAGUUUUUUAGCAAUCUCUUCACAGGUCCGGCUGAUCGAGGAACGUUAGUGCGUACUACGCACACAUUGCCACACGUGCGGUACAGCGCACCUGCGAAUCAGAUUGUCCCAGCUCCGCCCUUGGAUGCCAUGCGUAGACGUACGUUGAAAAGUCGCCAAGACUUUCUCGACCAAGGAGACACCAUAGAUACCUGGUUUUUCUGGCUUCGGGUGGGGUGCUUAUUGGUCAGCAGAUCAUCCGAAAAGCUCGUAGCAAGACGCGCAAGUGAGCGAAGAGAACAGUAUCGUCAGGUACGAGCACACGUUAAAAAAGAGGAUGGUCGUCUACAAGCUUAUGGAUGGAGUUUACCGGGGAAGCCAAGCGCUCCCGUCAGGCAACCUCCUGUUCCAGUUCCAGUAUAUUGUCGACCCCUACAAGAAACCGAGCCAGGCAUGAAGAUUUGGUGUGGCGCCGGGGUAAAUCUGAGCAGUGGUAAAACGCGUGACGGCGGAUGUAUGGUCGGUGGAAGUGUGUUCUACGCGGCUGAAGCCCAAGAGACAAGUAAUACGAAGGCGGAAGCUGAAGAUGCCGUUGAGCACCUGGACAAAGAGCUUCAGGAGAACGAAAACCGACGGCUCGAAGCGGAACAAUGGGAGCAACAACUCAGUUCGCUCGUCUGGAUUUGCACCUCGACGCAGAAGAUGUCCAAAGUCACGGUGAUUGAUGCAAAUAAUCCGGCGGACGUUCUGGAAGUGUUUAACGUUUGUCAGGGACACCUGCUCUGCAUCGCGAGCGUACCCGGUGCCAAAGAAAGUGAUUACACACAAUCCUCGAACGAGAACUCGCUUCGCAAUUCGGCGAAUGACAGCGAGAACAACAACGGCGUCUGUGAGGAUGUUACAAAUGCAAACGAGAAUGUCGAGCAGAAUAGCCAGAAAAAUCAUCAGAAUGCUGAAAUUAUCAUCGAUAAAAAUAAAAGUGAAUCUAAUAAUCAAUCAGAGGAUCAGGUCAACGAAAAUACUGAAAAGUCUGCUGAGACGGAUCAGAAUUCCACGAACGAACCGCAAAGUUUAGAAAGUGUAGACAGCGAGACCGCUAACUUGGGAAAAGUAAAUUUUAUACGAUAUAACGCAGAAACACAUUCGCGACCGAACGACAAAGAUACCGCGAACGAAGAGACAAAAGAGGAAGUCAUUGAGGAGACAUCCAUCGAAAAAAUGUCGUCCAUACAACCGACAAUGUGGCUCGGAGCUCAAAAUGGUGCAGUUUUUGUUCAUUCAGCCGUUGCUAAAUGGUCAGUGUGCUUGCACUCCGUGAAACUGAGGGAUGCAGCAUUAGCCAUUGUACAUGUGCAAGGUCGAGUUCUGGUCGCUUUAGCGGAUGGAACUGUAACGAUAUUUCGUAGAGGCGCAGAUGGGCAAUGGGAUUUGUCUCAAUAUCACGUGAUUACACUCGGCAGCCCUCAACAUUCCAUUAGAUGCAUGACUGCAGUAAGCGGAAAAACAGUGUGGUGUGGUUAUAGAAACAAGAUUCAUGUGAUUGAUCCUCUUUCGAUGACACUUGAGUGCACAGUGGACGCACAUCCUCGUAGAGAAUCUCAAGUGCGGCAAUUAGCGUGGCUCGGUGAUGGUGUAUGGGUCAGUAUCAGACUUGAUUCAACGUUAAGACUAUAUCAUGCUCAUACCUAUCAGCAUCUCCAAGACGUUGAUAUAGAACCGUACGUCAGCAAGAUGCUCGGUACGGGAAAACUUGGAUUCUCCUUUGUGCGCAUUACUGCACUACUCAUUUCCUCGAAUAGGCUAUGGAUUGGUACUGGUAACGGAGUGAUAAUCUCGGUACCGUUGUCAGAAAGUGCAGGUGGUUCGAUGACAGUAGCCAGAGUGCAGACGGGUAACAACAAAAGUGACGCGCCGGGAGUCGGUGUUCGAAUCUUCGCAUCGGAACGAGGUGUCACACCGGGAAGUUUCAUACCUUAUUGCAGCAUGGCCCACGCGCAGCUCAGCUUUCAUGGCCAUAGAGACGCUGUGAAGAUGUUUGUCGCUGUACCUGGUCAUGGUGGUCAGAGCGCGAUAACGGACGGAACACAACCUGCGAUGCUCGUUCUUUCUGGCGGUGAAGGUUACAUCGAUUUCAGAGUUGCAGAUGAAGCUGAAGACGAGAGUGAUGUGGCAACACACCUAAUUGUAUGGCAGAUGGUCAGGUGAUGGAGAGGAGACAGAGGAGACUAUAGACCGCUCGACUACCACGGUUAGCAACGAAGAACACGGAGAACAGAGUCAUUUGAUUGUGUGGCAAGUACAAUGUCCUUUACCGGUGCCAAUCAAUGGCUAACCUAUGGACGAGAUAGACAAGCGUGAUUUACUGGGCGCUUGCAGCGCAUCACAUAUGUCGUCGAUGGAUUACCGGAUCACGGAUCAAGUUUCGGAUUUUGAAUUAUUGAUUCAAAUCCUCGUCGCUAUGAACUAAUUGUGUGCUACCUAGAUAUAGUGAUAUAACGUUCGUAGCAAAAUUAAUAAUUCUUAAAGUAAUCACAAUUUUUCAUAUUAUCAGAGACGAUGAUAGAUAAUGGUCAAAUCAUGAAUUUUUCGGUGAGUCAUUGAUCAGUAUUACGAUAUUCUUCCAUAAUGGAGGCACACUAUGUGACGUUUUUUGCAUGUGUGUGUGAGCAAAAUUUUUGGAAGGAGGGAAGUUUAUCAAUUUUGUCAACGCAACUAGAAUUAUUUUUAACUCCGAUACUGAUCAUCUUUUUUCGUUAAGCUGCGCAUUCUUUAACUUAAGCUGCGUACGUAGGAUCAAAUUGUUUUUUAAGUGACAUGUGCUACAAGGUUUCUCACGACGAGUGUUCAUUUUAGAAUAUCACAUUUUACGAAUGGCGGGGAGGUAGCGUUAUUUCAACUAAUCAUUGUGAUAAUAUGACGACGAUAUACUGUAACGCGGGACGAGAUGAGUUUUGAAGCUGCCGUUGGCACAAUUGCUACAAUAAAAACAAUCGUUCGAAGUUACUUCGCGUUAUGUACCUGUCGCGAGAGUAUUUCUCAAUCGCCGUUAUACACGCAGUACGCAGAAGAUGCAAUAAGAUGCGUGCAACUCAGGCAGAUUUUUAGGCGUAAUGUAAUAUUAAUUUUCCGUCGGAGAGUAUAUUAUUUUCCAGACCUAAUAAAUUUUAUUCGCGUACAUCGUGUCGAGCAUAACGAUAAUAAUAUAUAUAAAUAUAUAUAUAAUUAUAAUAUAUAUUCCUCUCUUUUCUCCCCUUGAUCAAGCAUCGUUAGAUCAUGCUCGGUGAAAUGUAGCUAUUUACACGAUUAUUAGGAGCGAUUCGUCAAUGAUGUAAAUAACAAUAAGAUGUUUAUAUAUAGCAUCGUUAUAUAGAUUUGUUAUUUAAUUUCUUCUUGAGUAGUUAUUUUACAAAUACGUAAGACCUGUUCUUUAUUCUUGCAAUUUUAACUCCCUUAAUACGCUACCAAAGAAGCGGAACGGUGAUCCGAUCAUGUUUGUAUUAUUUACAACGAGAAUUGUGCUUUAAAGAGGAAUGUUUGCUCUUUUUUUUUCCUUUUAGCUCUCGGCCGAGCCAAUUGAUAUCUGGACUGAUAAAAUUUUAUAAAUUCCCACUAAUGAGGCAACGCGAUUUAGAUGACAAUUUUUAGACACGCGAUAAGAAGGCUGCGCAUUAUUGUGCGAGCCAGCUUUAAAUGUCGAGCUCGGAAUUGUAGUUGGCUCAGGUGGCGUUGUAACGGCAUUAAUAAACGAAGUUACAGAACUAAAA